Cynoglossus semilaevis (tongue sole) is the source of this 1422-nucleotide messenger RNA. RefSeq names its product coenzyme Q9 homolog (S. cerevisiae) (gene coq9). The coding region runs from base 96 to 1217 and encodes 373 amino acids. The transcript is spliced from 9 exons. The record is from RefSeq and is a predicted model, not a curated record. Lineage: Eukaryota; Metazoa; Chordata; Actinopteri; Pleuronectiformes; Cynoglossidae. Gene Ontology annotation, cellular component: mitochondrial inner membrane. Gene Ontology annotation, molecular function: lipid binding. Gene Ontology annotation, biological process: ubiquinone biosynthetic process.
CAAUGUGUCAAGUUUGACUGGUUUAAAUUUGUCAACAAGGGUCGCAGUGAAAUGACGCAGCAGUUCUGAAAUUAAGCCCCUCCGUGCAGCUGGACAUGGCGGCGCUGCUACUUAGAGCACUGCGGACUGGAAGGACACUGCGGGGGCUGGGUUCAGCUGUAGCUGCACCUGCCACAUCUACCCCCCGGUGCAGCAGUCUGACACAAGGCUUCCACAGUACAGCACUGAGGCUUCAGGAUGAAUCCAAAUCUGACAAAUCAUCCUCAUCCUCAUCCUCAUCCACCAGCUACCAUGAACAUUAUCAGGCUCAUCCGGCAGACCAGGACACAACAGCAGCAUCACAUGGAGCUUCUGCAGACGAUCCAUCAACAGCAGAUGCUUCUAGAGCAAACACCAGCUACCAGGAUCAGAGUGGAGAGCAGAGUGAAGAGUAUGAAACGGAGGAACAGCUUCAAGCUCGAAUCCUAACUGCAGCUCUGGAGUUUGUUCCUCUCCACGGCUGGACAGUUGAUGCCAUUGCAGCAGGUGCAGAGACACUGGAGCUGUCUUCUGCGUCCACUGGUAUGUUUAACAACGGAGCUGGAGACUUGGUCCUGCAUUUCAUCGCGCAAUGCAAUUCACAGCUGACUGAGAUCCUGGCUGAACAAAACAAUCAGGUCCAGCUGGGCCAGGCUGAACAAAAGAAAACAGCUGACUUUCUGAGAGAUGCUGUGGAGACCAGACUUAGGAUGAACAUCCCCUAUAUUGACACAUGGCCACAGGCAAUGAGUAUUCUGCUGCUCCCAUACAACAUCCCUGACAGUCUGAAGCACCUGUCCACCAUGGUGGACGACAUAUGGUACUAUGCUGGAGACAGAUCCACAGAUGUGAGUGGAUCCUAUCAUCACCCCCGAUCCCCUCCUACUUCUGCUCACACCUUCUUGUCCCCCUUUCAUCAGCAUCCCCAUAAAAUCCGGCCUGCCACCUUACAGAUGAACUGGUAUACCAAACGUGCGGCACUGACAGGCAUCUACAACACCACAGAGCUGGUGAUGCUGCAGGAUUCCUCUCCAGACUUCCAGGACACCUGGAACUUUCUUGACAACCGUAUUCAGGACAUGGCCAACAUGGCCACCUCUGCUAAACAGGUACAGUCGACCGGUGAAGCUGUUGUGCAGGGAUUUAUGGGAGCUGCUGUAACACUGAAAAACCUGACAGGUUUGAACCAGAGGCGAUAAUCACUCACACUGUUCUUCAAAGAACAUCCAACUUGUUUGAUGAGCUGUAGAUCAAUAAAUCUAAUUAUAUUUUGUUCAUCUCCCCUUGUAUAAAAAGUAACCCAGAUUUGUCAUUAUGCUGUUGGAGCAAAUGGUAUUAAAAUAAAGAUAUAUUAUUGUACUUUUUACAUUUGUAUUUGUUCUAUGUAAUAAAUGAUAAAGCGGG